UCACAAUAUUUUAAAUAUGGACGUGAUAUUUGAAGAAGUACAAACAGACGAAACAAAAUCAACUAUAAACGAAUCUGAAACUCAGAAAAAAACUGAUAUUAAUAUUGAAACUACAGAUAAUACCGAUAAUGAAAACUUUACUUUGAUUAACACAAUAGUUAUUCCAAGCAACAUGGAAGAGUCUAAUUUUAUAGAUUUUAAUUUACAAGAUCUUCUCGUCAAAGCACCGUAUGGAGGCAGUAUUUUAAAAUACUACGCAGAAAAUAAUUCCUUAAAUUUUUCUUUAAGGACAAAAUUAGUUAAUAUAAUAGCAAGACAUUUGUAUAUUUAUAUGUUGAAACAUCGCCUGACACAUUUCCAAUUUGAAUUAAUUACGUCAAAAAUUUUAAACCUUUUUCCGAACGAAUGUCGUUCUACUUAUUACAUACCAGCUAUACCUAAAAAUGAAUCACCAACAAACAAAGCUGUAAUGGCUAGAGGAAAAUUGAUAGAUAAAUGUAGAAAUAUGUUAUAUACAAGUAACGACAAAUUAUACGUAAGAAAAAGAAAAUGUCCAAGUGAUUCUAGUUCAGAUGAACAUGGAGAACAAAUAUUUGAUGAAGAUACACAAUCAGAUGUCUCAUGGUUAAAAUAUAACUAUAUGUUUUUAAUUAUUAUUAAAAUUCAUAUCUUUUUAUGUAACCUAUAUAGACAUAAAGUAUUACAGAUCGCAAUUAAAGAAUAAUGCUUUUGCGAAGAUUUCAAGAAUCUAUUACUUCGUAAUUAAA
Nylanderia fulva is the source of this 767-nucleotide messenger RNA. RefSeq lists its product as uncharacterized. Gene Ontology annotation, molecular function: protein binding. The record is from RefSeq and is a predicted model, not a curated record. NCBI's taxonomy places the organism in Eukaryota, Metazoa, Arthropoda, Insecta, Hymenoptera, Formicidae.